Messenger RNA from Dichomitus squalens LYAD-421 SS1, 697 nucleotides. RefSeq lists its product as uncharacterized. Bases 200 to 604 code for a protein of 134 amino acids. Lineage: Eukaryota; Fungi; Basidiomycota; Agaricomycetes; Polyporales; Polyporaceae. The record is from RefSeq and is a predicted model, not a curated record. The transcript has 3 exons.
ACAAUCCCUCGCCCGUUCCCUCCCUGUCUGUUCCUCUGACCGGUUCAGCUUCGCUCAAGCAGCGCUGCUCUUUGCUUAUUCAUUUUCAUUAACUUGAUUGAGCUGCUGCUUUUGCCGUCUGCGACGGUCUUUGGAAUACAUCCGCCCACCCUCCUUGCCAGCUUUCAACAAAACCGACCCUCAGUCUCGUGUAAUCACAAUGCACUUCGCGACCAUCUUCUACGUGUUUGCUAUGCUCUUUGUGUGCGCCUUCGCUGCGCCCCUCCAGGUCCGCCAGGAGACGGUGUCCAACGUCGUCUGCACGAGCAAGACUGCGCUUGACUUCCACACUUCGAACGUCGCCCUGCUGCAGAUCUGCGGUGGCAUCGCCGGCUCGAUCGAGAAGUGCGAGGGCUCACCCACGUCCACCGUCGGCAAGUCGGGCAACGUCCAGUUCACCAUCAAGCCUGUCGUGAAGGGCGAUACCAUCAACAUCUCCAAGGGUCGCUGGGAACAGGGUAUCAAGGCCGCGUUCGCCGUGUGCGGCCAGAACAUCCCCUUCACCGCUACCUUCACGGGCGGCGCGACGAAGGGCGAUGUCAACGUUACCUACGGCUCAGCGUAAUAUGUUGGCGGUUAGCGGUUUCUAUGGUUAGGAAGUCACUACGUUUUGGAUGUACAGUCGGAAUGUCACUUUCUUUUGGGAAUGUCAACCGGG